Molecule: messenger RNA, 536 nt
Organism: Zea mays
Lineage: Eukaryota; Viridiplantae; Streptophyta; Magnoliopsida; Poales; Poaceae
Product: serine/threonine-protein phosphatase 7 long form homolog
Exons: 4
Coding region: 36-536 (166 amino acids)
Biological process (GO): meristem development; meristem maintenance
Source: RefSeq, a predicted model, not a curated record
AGUACUCAAACGAGCUCGACGCACUUACUCCUUCGAUGGUGACUUGGCAACCGUAUCUUGAUCCAUAUUUCGCCAGCAUACAGUUGAGCAGCAUGUGCUCAAUAGACGAGGACAUCUACCUCAUGAGGUGUCCCCUCAUCUGUUUUUAUGCUGUUGAGUACCACUUGCCCCACAGAGUUGCUCGACAGUUCGGAUUGCGCCAGGAGUUUCCGGUGGAGCCAUUCUCGACUUCAAUAGAACUUCAUAAGUUCGACAGACAGAGACAGAAGAAGGUCACGGACUUCGAGACGCACCAUCGUGAUUACAUUGAUGAAUGGGCACAGCAGGGGGAUCUUAACUAUGAGAAUGACCAGGCGCACACAAACUACAACUUCCGGAGAAAGCACAUCCAAUCUAAGCUCCAUGAGGUCACAGAGGAUGGAACUGAAGAAACAUCGGCGGUGGCAGCGACGGCGACUGCCACUGUGGUGAGACAUUUGUUUGAACAUUCCGCUGUUGUAAUAUUGACUGCAAAUGCAAUAUGUUAUUACCGCUAA